CAUUUAGCUACCAACAGUUGAAAUUUUGUUAACAAAGUGUUGGUCUUCUAAUUGGUGUAAGCUUAAGUUUGUGUAAGUUAAUAAGAUGUCAUUUUCGGAAUUUCACCAACAUUUCCGCUAAAACUUUUCAAUUUUUCUUCAAUUAAGUGCCGGAUUCUGUUGGUGCUGGUCGACUCAAUGAAUUAAAAAUUUCGAGAAAAAUGGAUUCGUUUGACGUGCACAAUAAUUAUCUACAAAGUUGCUGGGACGCACUGAAAUGUGGAAAAUAUGUGAUGGAUUCUGAUAACGAGCAGGAAAAUGAAACGGUAAUAUAUCCGUGCGUGACAACAACAAUGGAUGAAAGCGAGACUGGUCCAAUCGAAAAUGAGCGAGAAAUGCCGCUACCUAAACGGCAAUGCCGUCUUCAUCGCAGUGAACAGUUUGGAAUAGAUUUUGUGGAUAAUACGGGCGGUGGAUCAACCAUUGAUUCUCGAAAUGUGUCGACACUUGAUGUGCAACUUUAUCAAGGAUUCGGCAGUCAUGUGCAAAUGGAUGUUGAACAAGGAGAUGGAGAUACAAACGGAGACUCGCUUCGAGCAAUUGUCUUGAAAAUUCGAGACGACGUUGAAAAUUUGGCAAAAUCCAUUCAAGCUCAGGAAUCUGAGCGAGCUCACGUCAUGGUAAUUAAUCAAAAAGAUACUGAACUUGCUCGUAUCAAUGAAUCACACAACGAAUUGGAAGAAACGAACAAAAAAUUACUCACCAAUCUCGUUAACCUGGAAAAGGAAAUCGAUAGCUACAAGGAAAUAAUCGCGUCAUUGAAAUUCGAAAACGACACCAAAACUCAGCUCAAUGACAAAAUCAAGCUUGAACUGGCUGCUAAUACUGAAUUGAAUGGACGAUUAAAGACCGAUGUUGAGCUUUUGCUCAAAUCUUUAACCGAAGCAAAAAUAGAGGCCGAGUCACACAGAAAGGCUACCGACGAGCUCGCAUUGCUGAAAGCUAAAAAUGACCAAACUGCUGCAGAGCUGCUUUCCGAAAAGGCAGCAAGUUUCAAGUUGAAUGCAAACAUGAAAGUUGAAGCGGAAUGGCUGCGAAAAAAGCUGUACGAAGCAGAAAAGGUGAUCCAGUCGAACGAAGCAUUCAAAGCGAAAAGUGCUGCCAUCGUUGCUGAACUCAAUUCUGAAAUUGAAUAUAUGGCGAAAGUUAACUCCGAAUCGGCGGUGAAAAAUGUACAGUUGGCUCGCGAGAUAAAUUUCUUAAAACAGCACGACAAGCAAACUAACGUGGAUGCCUUUAGUCGGGAUGAAGAGUACUUUCGUAAACCAAGGACCGAAACCACGACUGAAAUGGAAUCGAAUCGUGACGACCCGACUAAGUUUGAUCCAACUAAAUCUGAGUUCAUUGGCAGUGACAGAAAAGACGACGAAGAAGAAUUUGAAACGGAUGAUGCAUUUGUGAAGGAGUGUCGUCCGAAGCUGCUAAAAUUGAAAUUUGGGUGGAUGAAGUUCUCGAACAAGAAGAAUGCCAAAUUCUACGCUGGCUUCGUCUACCCUCCAGACGAAAAUGGAAAUAACCGCGCUCUCAAGAUCAUCAGUUCUGGGUACCCUGACCUAAAGCCAAGCGAAUAUUUUAACUUCAACGAAAAUCUAUCUGAAUUUGAAAAAAGACCUGCGGAAAAAACGGCACUGAAAAAAUUUAAUUUGAAAUUUAAAUUUAAUUUAAAUUAA
Messenger RNA from Bradysia coprophila, 1709 nucleotides. RefSeq lists its product as uncharacterized. The record is from RefSeq and is a predicted model, not a curated record. Lineage: Eukaryota; Metazoa; Arthropoda; Insecta; Diptera; Sciaridae.